Rhincodon typus (whale shark) is the source of this 4985-nucleotide messenger RNA. RefSeq names its product solute carrier family 19 member 1 (gene slc19a1). Gene Ontology annotation, biological process: folate transmembrane transport. The transcript has 6 exons. The coding region runs from base 1235 to 2689 and encodes 484 amino acids. Lineage: Eukaryota; Metazoa; Chordata; Chondrichthyes; Orectolobiformes; Rhincodontidae. Gene Ontology annotation, cellular component: apical plasma membrane; plasma membrane; basolateral plasma membrane. Gene Ontology annotation, molecular function: folic acid binding; folate:monoatomic anion antiporter activity. The record is from RefSeq and is a predicted model, not a curated record.
AUUAGAAGUGACUCAGUUAAACUUCCCUCCUGUCCCAGAUGGUGGCAAUGUAACAGAUAGAAAAGGGAAAAGUUUCAACACCAGUUGCUUAGCUGUCAGUUAACCUCCCUUUGGUGUUUACAGUGCUCUCCGGUAUAUGUAGUACAGUGGUCGCUAUUGAGUCAGGGUCUAGUGGCUGAUGGACUCCAAAUCCCAGCUUGCUUUGUGCAAACCAUGUGACGUUUUGCGGGUAUAGUUGAGGGAGGAUAUAUAUAUAAUGUAAAAAAAAGUUGGAGUCAAUGUUUUUACUACAAGCCGCAGAGUUGGAGGCGGGGGACGCCUCUGCUUAUAAUCAGUGCUCUGGGAGUUCAGCAAACUCUCUUAAGCCUCAGCAAGUCACAAGAGGAGCUCUCCUUGUUUCGUUCAUGGCACUUGCUCUCUGCAGCAACAACUUUCGGAACCAGGAGCAGCAGAGAAGGAAUCGAGCUACUGCGAAGGAGCUUCAACUCCAGGGGAGUUUGGGUCGAGGGGCGAGCCGUGUCUUGCGUCUGGGAGCCUGCAUUUCUAAGUUCACCUCCCGGGGACGAGGCUGUUAGACCUCACAGAGAGGGGGAGGGCAAGACCCAGGAACAAGGGCUUGUGUUAGAGACAGAUAGACAGACGCAGACGAACAGCAAUGGACCCCGAGGUCCCAGAGAAAGCCCUGCAGCAGCCCGGCGAGUGCUGGCGGUUCUCGGUCCUGUACCUAUGCUUUUAUGGGUUCAUGGCUCAGAUUAAACCAGCGGAAAGCUUCAUUACUCCUUACCUGCUGGGUCCGGACAAAAACUUCACCAGGGAACAGGUGAGUCCCGGUUGCUCUCAGGGACGGCAGGAAUCGAUAACACGAACGGGCUCUUUUUUUUACAUAAAAAAAAGAAACUAAAUAGCUCGCUGUCAAUCAUUGUUCACAUUCCAGUGAAGCACCUACGAACAUUUUAUCCAGCGAUGCCUCAUCGGUACAACUUGUUGGUAAAUAACACGGGGGGAAUGUGGUUCCCACUGGUGAUAAAACUCAGGAUGGAGGAACAUUUUUCUUUGAGUACAUGGCUGCUUAUGUUUAAAAACAAAGCUCUGAAAGUUGCCCUUCAGGGACAAUUGAACUGGAGAAAUAGCUACUCAGGAAUGGGGUUUUGUUUUAAAAAAAACAAAAACACUUGUUUUCAGAUAUAUCUGAGGAAGGGUCUAGGCCCGAAACGUCAGCUUUCCUGCUCCUCUGAUGCUACUUGGCCUGCUGUGUUCAUCCAGCUCUACAUCUUGUUAUCUCACUUGUUUUCAGAUGGCAUCCUUUGCAACUUUGGAGUGUCCAAAACCACUAUUUUCAAAUAAAAUACCAAUGCAAUACUUUUUGAAGUGUGGUUACCCUUGUAAGCUGACCAACGAGAUCACGCCUGUGUUGUCGUAUGCCUACAUGUCAGUGCUGGUCCCGGUCUUCCUGCUGACGGACUAUCUGCGCUAUAAGCCAGUGCUGAUCCUGCAGAGCCUCAGUCAUGUGGCCAUCUGGCUCUUGCUGCUCUUUGGCACCACCGUGCUGCAGAUGCAGUUCAUGGAGUUCUUCUACGGCAUCACCAUGGCCGCCCGGGUGGCCUACUCCUCGUACAUCUUCACCCUGGUCAGCCCGCAGUCCUACCAGAAGGUGGCGAGCUACUCGCGUUCUUCCGUGCUCAUGGGGGUCUUUGUCAGCUCGGUGCUAGGCCAGCUCUUCGUCACCCUGGGCGACGUGCCCUUCCUCACCUUGAACUACAUCUCGCUCGGCUUUGUCACCUUCGCCUUCACCCUGACCCUCUUCCUCAAGAGGCCCAAGAGGACCAUGUUCUUCAACAGGAGGCAGGCCGUGGCGGCCAAUGGCGUGCUGCGUUCCGAGGCCGAGGCGGUCAACGCCACCUCCAUCUCGCUGGUGGCCGAGAAGCAAAGUCCCCCCCGAGGCUGGCAGUGGCGGGAUUUGGCGCUGAUCAAGAUGAUCCUGGAACUGAAAGAUACGGUUCGAUCACCGCAGUUGAAGCUGUGGUCUCUGUGGUGGAUUUUUAACUCCACCGGUUAUUACCUGGUGGUUUACUACGUGCAGAUCCUGUGGGAUAACAUUCACCCGUCCAGGGAAAACCGAGGCGUCUACAAUGGAGGUGUGGACGCUGCCGCAACCCUGCUAGGUGCCAUUGCAUCUUUCUCAGCGGGCCACGUCAAGUUGCGGUGGUCACUGUGGGCGGAGCUGGUGAUUUUUGUCAUCACUGCGCUUCAGGCUGGACUCCUCUUCCUCAUGAACACCACCACCAACAUCUGGGUUUGCUACGUGGGCUUCGUCCUGUUCCGGAGCAGCCACCAACUCCUGGUUCCCAUAGCAAUUUUUCAGAUCGCCAUGUCGUUGUCCAAGGAGCUCUGCGCGCUGGUAUUUGGUAUCAACACGUUUUUGGCCACCAUCUUGAAAACCAUCAUUACGCUGAUCAUCGCUGACAAACGCGGCCUGGGACUGCACGUGAACAACCAGUUCUAUUUCUACAUUGGCCACUUCUCACUGUUGGCGAGCAUCUACCUGGGGAGAGGCCUGUAUGUUUUAGCCAGGCACCAGCGGGAGCAGAAGGCCCGAAGCCCACAGAAGGAGGAUGAGACCAACAACGGUUUGGUGACGGAGAUGAAUGGGACGGGAGGCUGCGCCCACCCAACCUGCUCGAAGGCCUGAGGGUGAGAUGCAGACCACGAGGGGCAGGGUUGCGGAAGGGCUAGGGAUCUCCUGUUUUGUUCCUGCCACCAGCCCCCCCCUCCCCCCCGCAACUCUCAAUCUUAACGGUGGGCGGGUAGGGUUGAAAAUGUUUUGAGUGUUUGUUUAAAAUAGUGUGGAAGCGAUUGAAUGCAAUUAAGACAGCAGUAAGGCCACGUCUCUGAGUGCUGGCCUCUUUGGAAAGUACCCAGAAUGAUCCCAAGAUGCAGCAUUCUCUGCAUAACUACAACUAGCUGGACUGUACUGAUGCAGAAGGUCAGGAAGCACUCUUUCUCCCCACCCCCCCAGCGACACUUUAGGACACAGGCUGGGCUGAGCAUUUACUGCCGUCCUUCCCCACCGCCCCCCUUCCUCAGCACCGCAGCUUCCGUGCAGACCUGGGCACCAAUCCCCAGCCUUUGAACUGGUGCUAACUUAACACGUGACCUUCUUGCAGGACGGCAUGGCAUCGAAAGGGAGUAGGCACGUGGCUCAUCCAACCUCUGACCUUGCCACCCCACCCGACAUGCCCUGGUUUGGCCAAGGGCUGUUUCCUGGGGGAAAAUGCCGUGAAAUGACCCAAACCAGCUCAGUGCCAGUGUGAACGUCAAGAAAUAGGCCGUGACCACAGAGACUGGGCAGAGACAGGAGUACACAGUGUUAAAUUAUGAUUGACGCUCAUGCAUUUCCACUGCCAACUUGAAUUCGGGAAAGAGACUUAGGGUUUACACUACAACCCCCCCUCGAGUAUGAACUAAUAUUUCAAUCAGUUCAAAUUAUGCACUUUAACUUUUGAGGGGGUGGGGUUUGGGAGACAAACAUGAUUAAUCCUUGUGUUUAACUCUUUAACGUCGCUAGCGCAUCAUGUCAGUGCUAGGUCAGUACUCUAUAUAUUGACCUAAUUGUCAUUGGCCUAACUGAUGGACACGUUGCAUGUGGGCAGUAGCUGUGUUCAUGUUGGGAACAGGGAUCACCAAGACACUGACCAUGGCACAUGGAUCUGACUUUCUUCACAUGUAAUGGAUCCGAAACCUGCGCUUAUCCAUGACCCACUCUACACAGCACCUUCACCAGCAGGCACAAAAGGGUUUUUUUUUGUCCUUGGCAAUGAUGGCAUCAGACCAAUUUUCCAAGCCAGUGUUCCCACCGUAAUAAUUACGGAAGUGGGAAGGAGGUUGGAAAAGAGGAUCAUUUGUGAAACAGAGCAAAUCUUUGGAUGCAGACACCAAAACUAGCUCCGUUUGCACGAAUGAUAAGAAUUAAGUUUUGAACCGAUUUGCCUCUAGUCUUCAUAGUGUAGUGUUUUAUACGUAAUCGAUUAACAACAGGUGAAAAAAAAAUCUUUUCACCUUGUACAUAAUGGAUAGUGUUGUUCAAUGAUACCAUGGGGUUCUGAUUCCUGAUAGCAUCAAGAGUGGUUAGCGACAGUUCGAGUGCCUGAGUGUCAAAUCUCCUUUUGUAAAAGUAAGGACAGUAGCUGAGGCUCCUUUGGCGCUUUCUUAUUUCUUAAGCGCCUCUCGGAAAAACCUGCCGCUCCGUUCUUCAUGGUCCAUGAGGAAAGAACUCAGGGCUGUUCAGUUUGGGGAAACAUUAUAGGAAUGAGAUUGAGGACCACGUGGGUGGGGCAGAAACUGUGGCUCAUUUGGCAGAGCAGGGCGCCUCAGAAGGUGUGAUUUAUUUUUUAAGAAGCUGAAACCGGAUUGGACGUUGCGGUGUCUGCGCGCUGUGUGGUUUGCUCACUCUCUCUCUUUAGAGGUGAUCCAAUCACGUGACCUCCGACAGCCCCAUGCAAUGGCAUGCCCUGUCCUCCACCGCCCCCCCAAUGCCUUCAAUAUUAUUUUCUGACUUUUCUCCUUGGUUGCUCGCAGCAAUAGCUGAAGCUUGAAUUUUGUUUUUGUUUGAAAAGAGACCCGGGUAAUCUUGGAAGGUUGUUAAUGCUGUGAAAGCGAUUUGUCCGUGGGUGAUUGUGGGUGGUCAAGUGGUACCUUGGUGGUCUGGUAAUCCCGAACCCCAGUCCCUCUGGUUCUGGAGGCAUGGGUUUGAAUCCUCCAACAGUGCUUGGCGAAAUUUGAAUUCAACCAAAACGCUGGAUACUAAAAGUCGGCCUAAAGGUAGCCACAUAACCAAAUUUUGAUUUACCAAAUCCCACCUGCUUCACUAAAAUCCUUUUAGGAAAGGAAACCUGCCGCCUUUACCAGGUCUGAUCUACACAUGACUGUAGACCCACAGCGAUGUGGUUGGCUCUGCUGCCCUCCCUAACUGAAAAGCUGCUCAGUUA